UACUCGUGCCACUCUCAUCGCCGCAAAGGAAAACAGAAUGAAGCGUCAGCGUAACCAGAUGGGCUGCGAUCAAUGCUAUGCGCUAGGUGCUGAGUGUGCCCAAUGCCAGCCCACUGCUAUCGGCACCUCGUCAACAACGCGAAAUAAGCGAGUCGCACGCGUCAGCGACAUUGAUGCGUCAAGAGCCGGCUCGUCGCAAGAGCUGACAGUACCCCAAACACAGGACCAUCCACAAGAUGACCGCUCUAGCUAUCAUCGAACGUUGCGGGACUAUGAAGCAUUAGUCAAUGGUCUUCGAUCCAGGCUAGACAACAGGGUGCAAGCCGUUCUGGAUGCUAGCGUCCAGAUUAUCCGCAACAAUGCACCCUCCGAACCUGAGGCGAGGGAGCCAAACCCAAUUGUUGAGAAUCACUUACCUCGCAUGCGAGAAUUACAAGUUGUUCAUGACGAUGAGGACGGGUAUAUGAAGCUCUUCCUGGAGACGAUCCAUAUCCUUUAUCCCUUCAUUCCCGAACGUCUACUUUUAAGCAAGUUUGAGCAAUUCCGAACGGGGAGUAACACCGAGGAGCAUCGUCACCUCUGGGCCGCGAUAUUCCGAAUUUGCGACAUUAAUAGAGAUGAUACGGGGGACUCCCUUGUCCUCAUGUGGGCCCAGCUUGUGAAAUGCUUUUAUCUUCAGGCUCUGGGUAACUGCAAUAGAUGCCUGAGCACUCUCGGAUUUCUUCGAACAUCUGCACAGGUCCUUGGCCUACACGAGGCGCAUACCUACCAUCAUCCCUUCAGUCUACAGGAUGAUGACCGCUCACGUACUUGGUUCUCUUUGUAUAUCUUUUCCAGUCUACUCGCGCUUCAGCUCGGCCGACCGACCCCUAUCAAGCCCGCCCCUCAUCAAGACACGAUGCUUCCGAAGAAUGAUGAUAGUAUCGCAUUCUGUUCUUGCUCUGAUGAAGAAGGUGACGAUGACUCUACAAACGAGGAUGUUAUUAGCCAUAUGGAGUACUUUGUCCGUAUGAUUCGUUUCUGCAAUAUAGCAUCUCGUGUCACCAGCUUCGAGCCGCCCCGAAGCAAAGCGUCCAUGGAACAAAUGUUGAUCGUCCUUGAGUCUUUGGAGCACGACUUGAUGGAGUCGGAACACGACAUACCAUGGAAUUUCUGCAUGCGCGGCCGAUUCGGACCCCAGCAACGGAACAGUCGUUGAUGACCGUUCGACAGCGCAGGAUGCUCGGCCUCAGCCGUUUUCACCUCAGUUCAUUGAUGUACAGGCUCUUCGUUGGCUCAGAAUUGACGUCCGUGUGCGAAGGGGAAUUCUCUUUUCGCAUGUCUGAGAUGCACGCUCGGGACAUG
This is a messenger RNA of Aspergillus fijiensis CBS 313.89, 1344 nucleotides long. Its product is annotated as fungal specific transcription factor domain-containing protein. Lineage: Eukaryota; Fungi; Ascomycota; Eurotiomycetes; Eurotiales; Aspergillaceae. Gene Ontology annotation, cellular component: nucleus. The transcript is spliced from 5 exons. The record is from RefSeq and is a predicted model, not a curated record. The coding region runs from base 38 to 1198 and encodes 386 amino acids. Gene Ontology annotation, molecular function: RNA polymerase II cis-regulatory region sequence-specific DNA binding; zinc ion binding; DNA-binding transcription factor activity, RNA polymerase II-specific. Gene Ontology annotation, biological process: DNA-templated transcription; positive regulation of transcription from RNA polymerase II promoter by galactose.